Molecule: messenger RNA, 771 nt
Organism: Prorocentrum cordatum
Lineage: Eukaryota; Dinophyceae; Prorocentrales; Prorocentraceae
Source: the annotation of a GenBank genome assembly
AUCUUGGCCCAAGCCCGUGCUCGGAAAGCCUACCUGGCUUCCUUUGGCAGCAGGAGCGCACUAUUCACAACUUUUCGGCGUAACUACACCUACUAAACAAUGGAAGCUCCUGGGGGUGCCGGCACCACCCUGGCCACCCUCGGCGGCCAUGGCGAGGCCAUCCUCUUGACGAUCGUGACUCUGGUGGUGCUGCGCGUCGAAUUGGUCCGGCGCUACGGCGACGUGGGCGCCGGCCCACUCGAGGCUGGAAGGUACACCCAGAACUUCAAACAUUUCAUGAAGCAGUACGCUCCCGAGGUUGCGGGCCUCGUGGCGAUCCUAACACUGGCGGCCGCGCUCAGGGCGCGGGGAGACAAGGCCUCGGAGAACACCGCGGGGUGGGCCGAGAUCAAGGAGCAGUGGCCCAUGCUGAUGGGCGCGGACACUCUGCUUGCGCUGCAGGCCAUGCUCAGAUUCACGCUCCUCGUCUCGACCAUCCUCCGCGCCCCUGGCGGCCCAGUGCCGCUGUCUGGAGACCCCGCCGCGCUGUGGUUCUGCGGCGCCGCCGCUCGCGUGGCGCUUCUCGCGCGGACCCCAUGCUACAUGCUGGAUGGCCCUCUGGGCGGAUCGAUCGCGGCAGCGUUCGAGGUCGCUGCUCUCCCGGUCCUGUUCGGCGUGAACAAGGGGUUCUUCCGCAGCGCACGGCUGUCCACACUUCUGGCGAUCGUGGGCACCGCUGCCUUUGCCCACCGCAACCGCCUGAAUUUGGCCAACGACGAGGUCUCCGACAGC